AUGAGUUUUUCAGAGUACAAAGAAACAAUUUCAGAAGGCGAUACUGUAAUUCUUUUCUUGGUAAGUACAGUAUUACCUUCUUAACCUUAUUACGUGCAUAUUGAUAUCGCGCAAAUUUCCGCAACUGGCGUCCCAACAUCUUCCCACACAUGUACACCAAGGCAAUCCUCAUUUCAUCCCCGUCACCGUUGCGGUCUAUUUUGUCGAGAACCCCGAUUUUUAUCGGGCCCGGAGGGCUAUUGAGUUUGUAUUCAAGAUCGAGUUUUCACUAGGUUUGCUGAUAAUGUGUGAUGAAAUUAUCGCUGAACAAAACAAAAUGGACCGACUUGUCACCUAUGACUCGCGCUUUUAUUUUCUCGUGUGAAAAUGCCCUGAGUGCAAAUAAAGAAUUUAUUUUUUUGCAGUUUGUUAAAGUUCAAUUAAUCUUUUUAUUUACUUACCGUCUUAAUUAUGGGAUGAUAGUAAAAUAUGCAUUGACUUUCUUAUGCAUUCAUAAUUAUUAUUGAUAAUUAUUAUUGUUAGGGGCACAACUCUAUGCAGACUGUAACUGUGACACCAGGCAAAGUUCAUCAAACAAAAUAUGGUGCGCUACCACAUUCAGACAUGAUAGGAAGACAGUUUGGAACAAAGGUAUGCUAUACUUUAUCACUGACAAAUGUUGCUUCAUUUUUGGCACUUGAGCAGCAAGCAAAUGUGUCACUGAUGUUCUUAUCACAUAUUUGGGCAAUGGUCAAUCACAACAUGCAUAUCAGUCACUGCAUUGUAUAAAUGGCCAUAAAAGUGUAUUCUUUUUCUUCCAAAAUUCCUAUUUUCUUAACAACAAAUACUGUAGGGUCAUUUUAUCAUACAUCAAUUUUUAUUUGUCCUCAGAUGUUUUCGUUGAACAAAAAAGGUUGGGUUUAUCUUCUUCAUCCCACUCCUGAGCUAUGGACAGUUAAUCUCCUGCACAGAACCCAAAUACUCUAUACCACAGAUAUAAGUAUGGUUAUCUUAAGAUUGGCUCUCAAACCAGGCUCUGUUGUUGUUGAAUCAGGUAACAAUGUUCAUUUGCAUUGGAAAAGCUUCUUUACUUUUAGCACAUAGCGAUAAACUUAGAGUUUUUAUUUCUUUUCCUUUUUUUUUUUAUAAAGAUCUUACCUCGUGUACCUUUUAUCUGGCGCCUUGGGAAGGGGAUCUCUUGUCUUGAAACAAUGGAUACAUUUAUGUAUAACUUGUUGCUUGACCCUUCCAAAUAGUUGCUCUUGUGUAGCAUGGCUUUUGGGUAACAAAAACAUUUAAAAUUCCUUGGAGGCCAAUUUUGAUGAAUGAAGUACUGGCAAGGUUUAUAACUACCUGUAUACCAGCUUGGCAUGUACAAUAUCUAAUAAGAUGGAAAGGAGCCUGGUUUUAUCCAUUUGCAGGUACUGGAAGUGGAUCAAUGUCACAUUCACUCAUCCGAACCAUUGCACCAUCGGGUCAUCUUCACACCUUUGAGUUUCAUUCAGAACGAGCAGAUAUAGCAAGGUAACAAAUAUGCAGAAAUAAGACUGUGUACCAUUCACAAAGUAUGUUAUGGGAAAAAAAAUAUCCAGUCCUGUUGUCCAGAACAAGUAGAUUUUGCUACCCAACAUCAAAUUUUCAUGUGCACUUGCUCAAUAAGCAAAGAGCUAGGCAAGCUGUCUUCUUAAAGCUAUGUAAGAAGUAAACUAAUACCAGUACUCCAUUUUCCUGGGCAGGAAGAAUCUGAGACCUCCUUGUCCAUAAGACAAGCUAGAAUUCAAGUUUUUCUCUAGACUUGUCACAAGUCGACUGUGUGACACUUGCGAAGAGAGUGAAAGUGAGUGUUGAAGUCAUAAGAGCAAGACGAGGCACGUAGUUGUGAGUCAACUUGUUCCGUCUGCAAAGAAUUGAAUUAAAUUAGCAUAAUAUUGGUGAAAAAAUGGUUUGUGAUUGUCAGAAGAGAGGCUAGCAGCAGACUGUACCCUGGCUCCAGAGGUGCAUCCCCAAAAUGCGUAUGAAAUAAACUGUGGUCUGGGGCUCCAUUGAAUCGGGCAAAAGGUAAACUAAAGACUCUAGUGAUUAAUUUUACAGCAAAUGAUAAGCCCUCAGAUUCAAUGAAACCAGAAUCGCUGCUCAAUUUAUUCCCUUGGUGAAAUCAACUGAAAAGUCCACCCAAACAUUAUCAUAGCCGGAAGUUUCCACUAUUUAUGUACGCUUAUGUUUUUGAAUGGUACACUGUGAAAUGUUAGAAAAAGCCUGUUUCCCGACUGACUACCAAACCAGCAGAAACUGUAAACGGGCUGAGAGAAAGUCUAGUUUUUCUCACACCUUGUUUAUCUAUGAAUUAUGUAAUUAUCUGCAUUCAUUCAUUUAUUCAUGUGAUCGGUUUGUUUAUGCCACAGAAAAGAAUUUGAGAGUCAUAAGAUAAGUCACCUAGUAAGUGUUAGAUGCCGUGAUGUCUGUAAAGAAGGAUUCGGUUUAAAUCAAGUAGCUGAUGCAGGCAAGUUCACCCAAAUGGAUAUAAUUAUCACCAUUAACUUUCUCCAUAAUAAAGACACUGGGAACUUUCUUUUCAGUUGUCCUCACUUCCCUAAAAAUGCUCAGUGUUUUAGUUACUGUUUGAAGUAACGUGUCAUAUUUCUUGCAGUGUUUCUAGAUUUGCCAGCACCAUGGGAGGCAAUACAAUCCAGUAAAGAGGCACUCAAAGUACGUUACCACUAAAUAGCUUGACACAGAAGCAAGUUAAGGCUCUGUUUUCAUAAUUUUGUUUUGCUAAAUUGGCAUGGCUCUAGCCAAGCAUUUUGAGUAGAGAUAACAUAAUCAUGCACACAUGUUGAGCUCCUUACUAACUGCUGAUUUAUUUGAUAUUAAUUUUAUUUACCAUGAAUUUAAGCAGUCAUAAGGAUCCAAGUUUUUAAAUGAAAUACAAAUACAGGGUUUUCACUAAGGUUUCAAGUUGCCGGGUAAAUACAGCAAGUAGGUGGGGAAUCAAACAGCUAGGGAUUUCGUAUGGUUCUAUUUUUUUCUAUUUUCCAGUGAAAGUGGCAGGGGGACCACAUUCGUAGUUGCCAGAGAAAUCCUUGCCCCUCGGCUCUUAAUGGCAGCCCUGUAAUGUACUGGACCACUGAAAGGACAUGACAUGCUUGAUACAUGGUGAUACUCUGUUAAAAAUAAUAUCUUAUUGUUUUAAAACAGGCAGAAGGGGGAAGACUCUGUUCCUUUUCUCCUUGCAUUGAACAAGUGCAGAGGACAUGUGAGUCACUGAGAUCAUGCGGAUUUAGAGGUAAUGUACAUUAAUUGUUUUUGAAGUUAUGAAUAUAUGAAAAUCAUAUAUGUGAACUGCUGAGUGAAAAAAUUAUAAGAAGGAAGGCCAUCGAAGUUAUAUACACAACUUUUGCAGUUGCGAAAAGAAAGCCUGAAAAAAACAGUCAGGCUUGUACGGGAUUCGAACUCUUGAUAACUGGUGCAGCAAGAAAUUAUUUGAUGAACGAAUAACAAACCAAUCCAGCUACCUGCCCCCAGUUGGCCUUUUAGCUUAAUUGGUACAGCGCUGCACCAGUAUCGCAGAGGUCAAGGGUUUGAAUCCUGUACAAGCCUGAAUUUAUUUUCAAGCUUUCUUUUUGCAACUGCAAAAGUUGCGUACAUUGUAUAUAACUGCGAUGAUCUUCCUUCAUGUAAUUAAUUAUUUUUGUUGUUUUGAUGUAUGCAGUUUGUCCAGUUAGGACUAUUAGUUAAGUAGCCAGCAUCAGUCUACACUGUAGUCGAGUAACCAGUGUCUACAUAACAGAUAAGUCGCUAAGAACUGAUUAGGCCUUGAGUACAGCUGUAUAGUUAUAAAGUGAUUUCUCUGCCCAUACACAUUAUAAGUAAAUGUUUCUCAUUGGGUAUUAGUGAGUUAUGUGAUGUUUUCCUCAUCAUGUCUUUCUGCUUCAGACAUAACAGUGAUGGAGUGCCUGUCUAGAACAUUUGAAGUCAAAACAGUUCCUCUCCAAGUUCCAUACUUGGGUCCUGGUGUAAGCAUAUUUUUUUUCAGAUAGAUGUAUAUGAAUAGCUCAUAUAAGAACUGCAGAAAUGAAAUCAAAUGAAGCAUGAUCCUUGCAGUUGUGAACAAUAUUUAUGCAAUUGCCCUAUUUUUCGGAGGGAGAGAAGCGACGACCGGAAAUGCGUCUGCUGUUUGCAGGCUAGCAUAAUCUAGGAAUAAUAAUGUUUUUCAUGUUAUUUCAUAAAUGAAUGAAGAGCCUGUCAUCCUAGGAGGGACUUAUGUUUAGAGGAAGGGGAUUCCCCAUUAUAAAAGCUAUGUUGAGUGUUAUGUUUCCCUAGAGUGUAUGGCUCGUGGGUCAUUUAAUUUGAAGACAGUUAUUUUUGCAGAGGUUUUGGAAGGAGAUUUCAAAGUUUCAAGUCCAAAAAUCUUAUGCGUCAAAUGCCCUUUGCUAGAACGUACAGUGUACUAAAACGACCCUGAAUUUAUGAAUGCAAUGUCAUUAGUUUUAUUACUUAUGAAAAGCAAGGAACAGAAAGUUCAACAUUGGCGACUUCUAGAGGCAAGAAUAUAAAAAUAAAUCCAUUUUUAUGUCAAGUUACUAUUAUUUUUUGAAGACUUCCGACGAACAGGUUCUUUAAACCUUGCAAAGUAUCUGUUGGAGGACCGCCUCUUCCACUCCUGUGGAAUUUGCAGGAAGUUGUUGUUUGGAGCAAAUGAAAUUCUCUCGGUUUGGUGAGUUAUUCGGUACAUCAGGGGAUUGAGCCACAUAUUGGAGAUACAAAAGUCACUGCUUACUGCGCGAGGAAAAUGCAGAAAUAAAAAUAAAUAAAAAGUUGGAUACUCCGAAUGCCUCUGGAUUCUCCCAUGUGGCCUGACCAAUACACCAACUAAGUUCUGAAGAACAACUAAGUAAGCAAGAUGUAUGACAGUAAAAGGCGCAAGUGUACAUAUAUUACGUUGUCCGAGCGGCACCCAUCCUCGGAGACCCAGGGGCAGUUAAUCGGGUCGAUAAAAUGUUCGUGGUGAAAGUUUACUGUAAGAUCGAGACGAGCAGUAAACUUUCACCACGAACAUUUUAUCGACCCGACUAACUGCCCCUAGGUCUCCGAGGAUGAGCAGCACCUUGACUGGAGGUGAAUUAUUUUUGUAUUAGCUGGGGUGCAUUCCCUCUUCCUUGAUUUCGUUGCGGCAAGCCUGGGGACUCCAGGACGCCUCACAGGUGGGGUGUAAAAUGCUGAUGAAACGAAACUAAAUUUUUUUCAGGACUGUCAAUUAUUUCAAGAAGACGCCGUAAACUCAUUAUCUCGGAAGAGAAAACUUGAUGUGGAAAGUAACAAGCCUGACGUUGUAACACAGAAGGUAUCACUUUGUGUUGGGAAUCUUAGUUUUCAGGUUUCUUUUGUCGAAUGGAACCGAACUCUCAUCUAGCCCUUUAAAUAGUUAGUGAAGUGUUUAGUUUGUUUAGUUUAAAAAUGAACUAAACAAUGUUCGUUCAGUUACAACAAAAAAGAAAAAACAGAGAUAACCAGCACUGGCUUUUUCAGGUUUGAAUUUCUGAGAGUGGAGUACUUGUAUGUCAUGAAGUGGCAUGACCAAAUACCUGUGCAUCGGCCUAGCAAUCAGGAUGGUCUGGGUUCAAGUCACACUCAGAUUUUUCUCGGUAGAGGUAUUCCAUCUCCUGAGCCAGUUGAAAUUUUUACCCUCGUUUGCUCUAAUUGUACUAUUUACUUUACAUCUUUGCUCAAUUCUAUCGACGUUGUUGCCCCCAACACUCCGUUUACUACGGGUAAUGUCGACUGAGAUAUCGGUCGAUAUAGAGGUCGACACUCAGUCGACAGUCGGUCGAUACUCGGUCGACACUCGGUCGAUAUUCGGUCGAUAUAGCGGUCAAUAGUCGGUCGAUAGUCGGUCGACACUCGGUCGAGACACGGUCGAUAGUCGUUCAAGAUGUGUCUCGGCCGUUAUAGCUUUUCGUUCACCGACACUUCGCCGAUAGUUGGUCGAUGCUUGACCGAUGUAUAAGUCAGUAAUUGGUCGACACUCGGUCGAUGGUCGGUCGACACUUGGUCGAUAGUCAGAAGAUAGCCGUUCGAGAUUCUUGAAAAAUUCGCAUUUUGGACAUUUUUGGUCAGUUAUGAGUCCAAACUACUCAAAAUUAAACAUGAAAGCAUGCCUUUCUUUGCAAUAGCAUCCCGUUGUGUGACAUUUUUUGGUACAGGCAUGCCUUCAGCUUCUUGUUAUGUGAUUUAUUCCCACCGUGUAAGGCCUACAUCUGGCUAAUUUUUCCUAUGCCGAGAAUUUUUCAACCGACUCAGAACUCCAUUGAUGAAAAAAUGUAUUUACAGUUCAUUUUGUUCAACUUGUUUUUCCUUAACAAAUAAAGAUAAUAUUAAUGUUAACGCGGCGCAUACUGUCUUCCUUUUAUUGGCUGACCAAGAGUGACUUACCAUUCAGUAUUAAUUUCGGUAUACGCAUGGUCGUCUUUAUUUUGAACACAAUAUAAAGCGAAAGGACAGAGCAAAAGGACAGGAAAAUGUAAUGAGAACGUAUGAGUAUUUUCCUUGCUGUAAGUUGAAAUCAUUCCCACAAUAAAUGAAUGUGUUCAGUCUGCUGGAUAUUUUGUCACCUUCCUCGGCGCAUUAUCAGCGCGUUUUAUCAAUAACUGAUCGUUAAAAAAAGGACUGUUCCCGUCUUCAAUGCAGAAAUAUAUAAGUUUAAUUUGUGGUCUCUGCACAAACGAGAAUUCGGCGUGAUGAAGCAGGUCAAAGCCCGAUAAUAAAAGAUGUCAUGAACUGCCUUUUCCUAUUCAUUAUUCGUCCACUUCGGGACUGCGGGAGCAGUCGUUUCACUCGUCCUUCUUUAAGUAUUCUUCGACUGCGGGACCACAGGAGCAGCAGAUUCAACUUAGGCUGAGACAGGUUCUGUUUAACAGCUAAAAAUAAGACGAUCGGUGAGGAUACAAACUGGAAAAAAAAAACGGUUACCAUGUCCUUAGUUCCCAGUGCUCUUCGGUUCGCUUCAUAGAACAAUCGCGCCUCGCACUGCCACAUGUUCCCCCAUCGCAUGAUAACAGUAAUUAAUGACGUCUUUGCUUAAAAAAAAGCCAUUGGACUCAAAUUAACACGACUGAUAUUCGAACGACAGUUGACCGAUAUACCACCUACAGUUGACCGAUAUACCACCGACAGUUGACUGAUAUACCACCGACAGUUGACCGAUAUAUUACCGACCAGCUCCUGCACCAACAUAUGACCGAUAGCAAGUAGAGGUGCGUCGUCGAAAUAUCGACCGAUACUCGGCCGAUAGUCUUUCUCACUAUCGACCGACUAUCGACAGACUGUCGACCGACUAUCGACCGACUGUCGACCGACUAUCGACCGAGUAUCGACCGACUAUCGACCGAUUGUCGACCGCUAUAUCGACCGCUAUAUCGACCGCUAUGUCGACCGCUAUAUCGACCGAUAUCUCGGUCGAUAUAACCCACAGUAAACAAGAUCCAUUUAUUCUACUCGUAAAAAUUUUGAUUUCGUUUUUGCUUCUAAUUUCUGUUUAUGUUAGAAUUCUUCAAGCUUCCAAGAUGAUCCAACAAAUACAGGUGAUAUAAUAAUGGCUUCAAGAUCGAAUCAUGACUCCUCUGAAGAGAAAGUGCUCGUAGAAAAUGAGGAAAUGAACUUACCAAAAUCUGGCAAGAUUUGCGAAGAGGAAGCCUCGCCCAGUUUUCGUAAGAAAUUCACGGAUACUGAUCCUGCGACUGGACUAGUACGCAAUGUAAGGGCGAUCAUAUCACAGAAAGCCAACAAAACAAAUAUUCUGACUGGCAGGCCGCUGAAAGAUAUGACAGGACACACGGGAUAUUUGACGUUCGCGACACUUCAUGCACAAUGCGUAACUGCCGAUCACAAAUCGGAGGAACAAGAAAAUGAAUAA
This is a messenger RNA of Porites evermanni, 7888 nucleotides long. Lineage: Eukaryota; Metazoa; Cnidaria; Anthozoa; Scleractinia; Poritidae. The record is from the annotation of a GenBank genome assembly.